Molecule: messenger RNA, 1039 nt
Organism: Limulus polyphemus (Atlantic horseshoe crab)
Lineage: Eukaryota; Metazoa; Arthropoda; Merostomata; Xiphosura; Limulidae
Product: methyltransferase-like protein 7A
Exons: 1
Coding region: 446-1039 (197 amino acids)
Molecular function (GO): S-adenosylmethionine-dependent methyltransferase activity
Source: RefSeq, a predicted model, not a curated record
AAAUACAUGAGGUAUAGAAAUACAUAAGGAAUUCAUAUAUAUGUUACUUAAAUGAUGUGGACUACAAUUUUAACCUUGUGUUCGAGAUAAUGAAUAUACUUUUUUUUCCUUUUCUAGUACGUCAAAAGAUGAAACUCGUUUUGUAACCUAACUAUGCCCGCCUCUCGUUUUAGUUCUGGAACACUUCGUACAACUGUUGGUUAACAUAAAAUAGCCUAGGGACAAGUUUCGAAGGUAACAUGUUUCCCGAUGAAGGCUAUUCAACAGAAACGUAUACACCAGUAACUGUAUAACUUCGUUUCCUCUAAGUUUUUUCCCUCCUAAUUCAUAAUGACUAUUCAACAUAUUAUACAGUCAGAGGAAGGCGGGCCAAUGAGAGUGUUGCCUGAUAUUUUCCUUAACAUAUCAGUAAGAGUUUUAUUCACCUCAGCUAGAUUAACCGAACAUGGUGAUGAUAACUGUUAUGGCGUUUGGACUUAAGAUGCUGGAAACAUUCGUAUUUUUUCUAGUAUUACCAACGCUUGCUCUUUUCUUUUCCCUUUACAUUAUACUAAAAUACUGUUCUUUUAUCCGUACUCGCUGGUUUGCCUGGUUCCACUCAAACAUCUGGAAUCCAGUUGCAGAAGUUCUGACAUUCCACAUGAAAAAAGACCACUUUCGUGAACUCCAAACGAUGACCUCAUGUGAUACCGAGCUUCGCAAAGAAGGCUCAAUUCGAAUUCUGGAGAUAGGAGCAGCUCAUGGCUGUAACUUGGAGUUCUACCCAGACAAAUGUCGGCUGAUAGGCGUCGACCCUAACCCUUACUUCAACAGCUAUUUUCAUGAAGCCCACAGCUUGAAGAAGAACCAGCACGUAAUAGUUGAACGUCUGAUGUGUUGCGGAGCCGAGGACAUGAAGGACGUGCCAGACAACAGUGUGGACGCUGUGACGUCAACGUACGUCUUGUGUUCUGUGACAAGCAUACAAGAAACUCUGAAAGAAAUUCUAAGAGUUUUGACUCCGGUAAGUUGUCAAAAAUCAACUGAUUUAAUCAUGUAA